Branchiostoma floridae (Florida lancelet) is the source of this 6090-nucleotide messenger RNA. Its product is annotated as MLX-interacting protein-like. Gene Ontology annotation, molecular function: DNA-binding transcription factor activity, RNA polymerase II-specific; protein dimerization activity; RNA polymerase II cis-regulatory region sequence-specific DNA binding. The coding region runs from base 134 to 3808 and encodes 1224 amino acids. The transcript is spliced from 29 exons. Gene Ontology annotation, cellular component: nucleus. Lineage: Eukaryota; Metazoa; Chordata; Leptocardii; Amphioxiformes; Branchiostomatidae. The record is from RefSeq and is a predicted model, not a curated record. Gene Ontology annotation, biological process: regulation of transcription by RNA polymerase II.
CCAUUUUAUUCUUAACCUGGGCACCCUGUAGGAAGCAAGAUGGCCGUCAGCUAGCCGUGCCGUCUGAACGGCAGCUUCGGCCCACAUUUACCUCUAAUUUUCGCCAAACUUUCCACCAACUUGAGCAUCACCAAUGACUAAGAAUGCAGCCGACGGUCCCCUAGACUAUCCAGGAAUGAUGAAGAGCGUGAAAAAGGAAAAAGGAGAGCGGGGAUUCGGGUCGGGAGCGGCCGGACAUAGUGGUGGCGGAGGGGGUGGUCUACAUGGCGCGGAGCUCCAAUUUCCCCCGCCUACGACAUUACUAGAUGGUACAAUCGUUACUACUGCCAAUGGAGACAAGGCCAUCCACAGUGGCCAUUUUAUGGUGUCCUACAUCCACAACUCCAAUGCAAGCAUCACCCCCGAGGACUCCAAUGAGUCCUCCCGCGCCCAAACCCCGAACCAGAUGUCGUCUCUGUCGCAGGGGGCAUUUCAAGAAGCCGACGAGAGGGAGGAAAAGACCCCCAGCCCUGGGUUCAACUUUGGCGCAGCAGCGAAGGAAGUCAUGGCGUCGUACCAGUUCGGCUUUCGAUCGUCCAAACAGCUCUCUAUCGAUGCCUCUCUAACCAAGCUGUUUGAGUGUAUGACACUGGCGUACAAUGGCAAGUUGGUGUCCCCCAAAUGGAAAACUUUCAAAGGACUGAAGCUGUUGUGGAAGGACAAGAUUCGCCUGAACAAUGCCAUCUGGAGAGCAUGGCACAUCCAAUAUAUCAACAACAAGUCUCCCUUGGUGUGCCAGUUUGUUGCAAAUCCGCUUGCGGACGACGCUCAUUCGCUCCCACAGGCAGUUGUGCUGGAAGGGAAAUACUGGAAGAGACGCAUGGAAACAGUCGUCAAAGAGUACAUGAAAUGGAGAGUGUACUACAAGAAGAAGACUGCCUUUUUCCAGCGCAUGAACUGUCCCACGGACGAGGACCUUCUGAAGUUGGACGCGUUGGACAUGCCACUGAACAUGCCCCCCUCCCACUACAUGGGGUGGACUCUGGACGACUUCUACUAUCUGCGUGAGAGACAGGAGCCAUGCCCCUGGUGGGAUGCCACAGGGGCUGGGAGGGAUGACUACACGCUCCUUCGAGAGAGACAGGAGCGUCAGAAGUCUCCUCAGAAGAAGGAAACGCCGCUGCCCUCGCCGUUUGUGCCCACCUUCUCGGAGGAGGAUGCCUGGAUGAUGGACUUCACGGACACGCUGUUCUCCAGUCUGGCGCAGCCGUUCGCCUUCCCCAAUCCCAAGGAAAUUGCUCAUCUGGGCAAUGCAGAUAUGAUCCAGCCAGGCCUGAUCCAGCUGCAGCCCAACCUGGAGGACUUCAUGGACACAUUUGAGCCCCUGCAAGACGAUGGGCUGGAAGAUAAUGAAUAUAUAGUGAGGAAUGCUGGUCUGGAGUUUGGUGGCAGCAGCAGCCACUUGCAUCUGGGCAGCGGCCUGGAGAUGGGACAGCGCAGUUCACAGGCACAGCAGCAGGAACAGCAGCCUAACAUAUCCAUACAGUUAGAUGUGGGGUCUCCCCAUGCAAUGCAUGCGAGUGAGAAGGCCUUUCUGCCUACCCUGAUGAACAAGGGUUACCAACAGAUGGGUUUUGGUGCCAAUGUUGUGCCACCUGAAGCUGGGUCGUCGGCCAGCUCCACUGUAAGCUCUCCACCGGUCCAGAAUCAGAUGUCUACGGACAGCAUGCAGUACCAGGGCAGGCCACAGACCGGGAUGUCAUAUGAGGAGUCCUCACCCAUUCAGAUGGACACCAACCAGACUUCGCUGGAAGAUGCCAUUUCGGUGCUGGCCCAAAACACCAGACCUACGCAGCUGCCGCGCAUCCACAGCAGCCAGCCAGCGACCAUAUCCUCUUCAAACCAGCAGGUCAACCAGGUCAUCGCCGCGCCAACGCCCAUCACGCCGUCCUCCACCUCCCAUCAACAGGCUGCCAGCAUGCUGCCCAUGUACCAGUCCCAGCCCACCAUCCCAGUCAUGCCCAGCACACAGACGGCCUUCCAGACUCCCACCUCCUCUGCACAGCCUAACAUGGCUACCUAUGGCUUCCCUCAGCAACAACAGCAGCAGAAGGCACAGACUAUCCAGGUGCAACAGCAGAUGGUCUCACAAGCGAACUUCGGAGGCUUCACCACCGUCAGCACCCUGCCGGGGAGCUCUUUCAUGGAGACGGACGAUCAACAACAACAACAACAAAAACCUGCGCCCACUAGGAGUAGAACCACACCCAAGCAGUAUCCGCUGGCACCCAAGCCUGCCCCGUCAGCCACCAUUACACAGGCACAGAUCUCCAAGCAGGGGGCGCUGGGUUUUACCCAGAAUGCCAUGCAGGUGGCGUUUACCCAAGAUUCACUGCAGCCUGCAGGGAGCGGCAAUACAGUCCAGUUCAUCAAGCCGAAAGGCCUGAGCCCCAUCGCCCCCAAGCCCAGCACGACGGCUUCACAGACUGCUACCAUCCUCACGGCCUCGCCCCAGGGGGUGGGGGGCUCUGGGGACAAGACCCAUACCGUGUCUGUACAGAACACCUUCCUGGCACAGCUGCUGACUGGGGGUUCAGGAUCGUUUACCACCCAGGGUAUCCAGCCAUGCACCUCUGCCGGGACCUCCACCAUGUCCAACCAAGUGUUCCUUACCUCGUCUGCCAUCAAACCCGACACAUCUCUACUCAACACUGUCGUCACUCCCUCCACAUCACAGGGCUUCGUUCUGGCUGCAAACCCCUCACAACUCGCACAGUCUCCCCAGCCUCCAUCUGCUACCUACAAGGAGAAAGUUGCCGGGGUAACCGAUUUCCAGAGCAGCGUCCUGGUAGCAGCGGCUGCACAGGCCGGUAAGGUGGGGCUGUCCGGACUGACAGCCACAAAAGUGGAGAGGAAAUCACCGCCAGUGGCAUGCAGCACUCCUAUCAAGCCAGCAUCCACUCCGAACUCCCCUUCAGCAGCCAGCCCUAUCACUACAGAAGACAGUCCUGGCCACAACUCUGAGACACAGCCGUCUCCGUGGAUUAUAAUCAAAAAGCUGGAGGAUUUCAAACCCAACCAUUUUUCAGAAGAGAGAUACACCACGAGGGGUGUGCAUAUAGAUGGCAUGGACUGGUCCCCUGCACAUUCUCCAGGGAAAACCCCCUCCAAGCUGAGGAGUUCUCACGAGAAGUCAUACAAGGGAGGUUCUGACCAGAGAAGAGCCAUCCACAUCUCAGCAGAACAGAAGAGGAGGUUUAACAUCAAGGUCGGCUUCGACACGCUGCACACACUCAUCCCCACCCUCAGCUCCCAGGGGAAUGUCAAGAUAAGUAAAGCAGCCAUGCUGCAGAAAACGGUGGACUACACAAAGAAGUUACAGGCAGAGAGACAACAAAUGUUAGAGGAGGCCAGAGUUCUCAAACAGGAGAUAGAAGAGCUCAACAGUGCCAUAUCUAACUGUCAGGCACAGCUUCCCGCCACGGGGGCGCCCGUCACCAGACAACGCAGCGAUCACAUGAAGGAAAUGUUCGACGAUUACGUCAGAACGAGAACGUCACAAAACUGGAAAUUUUGGAUUUUCAGUUUAAUUAUCCGUCCCCUGUUUGAGACGUACAACGCAGCUGUGUCCACGGGUAGCAUGGAGGACUUCUGCAGGACAGUGUUGUCAUGGCUAGAUGAACACUGUUCCCUACCUGCUCUUAGACCCACGGUUUUGAACUCCUUGAGACAGUUGAGUAUGACGACCUCCAUCCUGUCGGAUCCGUCCUUGUUGUCCGAGCAGGCGCUGCAAGCUGUCUCUUCCAAAAAGUCAAGUGAGAGCCAUUAGUUGCAGUUCCGGUUGGAGUCAACAGGGGGUGCUGUUGAGAAUGCAAACUACCCGCAAGCCAUUUUUGACAUCCUUGGUCUUUGGCAGAAAAUGUAUUCACAAAACUAGAGUUUUACAGAGCUCGUUUACUAGUGAUAAAAGUGUCAUUUGAUGUCUACUAUUCUUUGAGAUUGUAUGGCAAUGAUACAGUAGACUCAAUUAAACAAAAGCUAUUGGAAUACUUUGCUCGAAGUUUGCAUUCUCAAUAUUUGUACAGAUCUUCUACUAGUUAAAAUGAUAAUAGCUUUGGUUAAUUCUGUUCUGUUGAGGGAAUUGAGAGAAGUUGUCUAUUUUUAAUACCUGGUCUUCUAUGAUUUUGAGGGCAAGAACUACAUUCCCUUUGAGUGGAAGGGAAACAAAACACUCAAAACUGUUUUUGAUAGAGAGAAAAAUGCCCCAAAUGUGGCUAUUGUGUACCAUACAAUGGUAGAUCAAACCGAUAGCAAACUACCAAAAAUGUUUGCAUCACUGCAAAUUGUUUCAAGCAAGAAAGAAAAUGUUUCACAAAAUCGUUGUAAAUGCUUUCUAAUCUAACACACAAUAAACAAAAAAAUGAGAUCAGGAAGUAAAUGAAGAGAUCCAAAAUCUUUCAUAAUAAGCCAGUUCACUGUUUGAACUGUGCAUGUGCAAGGUCAAAGGUCAAAGCCCCUAACUUGUAAACAGUUCUUGUUUAGACCAUGCUCGAUACAUGACCAGAUGUGUUUUGUUUAUGUCUUAGGGGCCUUUAACUUUGACAUAUUACCUACAGUGCAUCACACUUGACUAGUGCAGUCCAAAUCAACCAUGAAAAUUCUCUGACCUAUAUUGUAUUGUUCUGGGUAAGAUUUUUCUUUUUUCUGAACUUCUUGAAACCUAAAUCAAGCCAGACUAACACAGUCUUCAGUUGUUCAUUUAAGAGUUUGUUGGUUGAGUUUGUGGCACUCUUACGAUAUAUGAUAACAUGAUAUAAUAAUGUAUGGUUUGACGUGUCUUCAUGAACAUAUGUCAUUAAUGUGUACAUAAUGAUGGUUUGAAAAAGGAUGAAGAGUUGGUAUGUGACAUAUCUUGAGUAUGGUAUAUUGCAGUGUGGGAAAUGCAUUAAACAAUUAUAAUAUGCUGCCAAAAAAGAAAGCAAGAAGAUAAUUUUCUUGACAAAAACAUGGCAUGACUACAUGCUUUUGACUACUAAAAUAAUGGUACAAACUGUAUGUGGUGGUUGAUGUCAUUGGUUCAUAUUGGACAUAGGGAGUGAUUGCUAUAGUAGGUAUGUACAAGAAACAAAGAGAUGUUUUUGAGUUAAUGGUUGAUGGAGAAUCAGAAAGGUACACGUGGGAUACAGUUCACGGAGGCAGGAAGAAAAUUUUAUUUUCACAGCGACGUCUCAAAUUCUUGACAAUGCAUUUCUGAUGUAUAAAUACCAUACUACAGUAUGAUUCAACCAAGAAAUUAUAACACCAAAAUUAAGUCCUCGCGAAAAUGAAUGAAUUUACAGUAGACAAAUAGCGACAGUAGGAUAUUGUCAAAAUUGUUAGUAACUUACCCAAAGUCACCCGUGCCAAGGUUUCUACAUCUUGUGUAACUGUUUUUCUGAAGUGGUUAUCUCACUGGGCGUGUAAGCAACAAAUUAUGGUUUUACCUUGACCUGAAAUGCCCGGGUAAAAUACGUGACCACGAAAAAACAAAAUGGCUGCGAUGGGCUGGCACAUCUUCAGUUUGGGCCCCAAAUUGGUUACAAGAUUAAUUGUAUUGGAAAUUGCAUUGUUGCUCCUGAAUCACAAACCAAUGUACAUCAGAAAGAGAUGUGCCAUGAUCACACUUGUUAACACCCCUUCUUGACAUUUUGCCAAUUGUGAUUUUUUAAAUUUUGAUAGAAAGUUGCCAUCUCGGACAACCAACUGGCAGCUUUUGGCCACGAAUUGGCGAUGUGUGGGUGACCCAGUGACACGCAUGUCCCAGUGAGAUAGGUUUCAGCUUCCCUAAAGGUCUAGUUGUAGAGUAUAAUGAUGAAGAGUAUUUUUCAGGUGUAUGUACAUGUAUUAAGUGUAUGUGAAUGCAUUCAAUAUCAUAAAGACAAAAGAAGGCAUUUUGAAAAUGAAAGUAUGUAAGAGAAUUUCCUAACGAUGAUUUGAGUUAACCUGCUGUAACAUACCUACCCAACCUUACCAUCCACAACCAAGAGAAGAUGAACUAUUUUUAUUUUCAAAGAUCAGAACGUUUUGCUAUCAAUGGCAGAAGGGAAUAAAGUGAUCUAUGAAAGUCUCAAA